Mauremys mutica (yellowpond turtle) is the source of this 4376-nucleotide messenger RNA. Its product is annotated as solute carrier organic anion transporter family member 1C1-like. NCBI's taxonomy places the organism in Eukaryota, Metazoa, Chordata, Testudines, Geoemydidae. Gene Ontology annotation, molecular function: protein binding; bile acid transmembrane transporter activity. Gene Ontology annotation, biological process: bile acid and bile salt transport; sodium-independent organic anion transport; transmembrane transport. The record is from RefSeq and is a predicted model, not a curated record. Gene Ontology annotation, cellular component: membrane. The transcript has 15 exons. Bases 175 to 2298 code for a protein of 707 amino acids.
AAGAACACGGAGGUUUAGGAAUGUGGAGUAUCCUCUACCUUUUAAAGAAGGCAGCCCUCCUGCCGUGACGUUACACUGGCAUCCUGCCCAAAAGCUCUCCAGCACUGAGAAGAAAGGGUCUGACACAGAAGUGACACAAGAAGACUUAUAUAUCCAAUCUAGAAGAGCAACACCAUGGAAACAAGAAUGAUUCCUGACCAAUCUAAAGACAAUCCACCUUUCCUGGACAGAAGUAUUGGGCCACUUCCUGUCAAGAGAAUGUACCCUUAUUUUUCAAAGUUAAAGAUAUUUCUUGGGGCACUAGCAUUCUCCUUUUUUGCCAAAGGAUUUUCUGGAAGCUACAUGAAGAGUAUGUCAACUCAAAUUGAAAGGAGAUUUGAAAUUUCAUCGUCAGUUGUCGGCAUCAUUGAUGGCAGCUUUGAGAUAGGUAACUUAAUGGUGAUGAUACUGGUGAGCUAUCUUGGGUCAAAGGUUCACCGGCCCAAAGUAAUUGCUGCUGGAUGUCUCAUCAUGUCAUUUGGAACAUUUUUAUCAGUGAUGCCUCAUUUCCUAAUGGGACGUUAUAAUUAUGAAAGAAUACAACUUACAGAGGACAACUCUUCUACAAGUUUAUCAGCAUGCUCUCUAGUAUUACCUUUACAUCGUCCAACUUUAGAUGCUAUGGAAAUGACUAGAGAGUUGAAAAAUUCUGGAUGUGAAAAAGCAGCAAGCUCCUAUCUGUGGAUCUUUGUACUGAUGGGAAACCUUUUACGUGGAAUUGGUGAAGCACCUAUUAUGCCACUGGGGGUGUCAUAUGUUGAUGAUUUUUCCAAAGAAGAAAACUCAGCAUUUUACAUAGGUACCAUAAGAUCAUGUGGAAUGGUUGGGCCAACACUUGGAUUUCUGCUCGGAUCUUUCUGUGCUAAUCUGUGGGUAGACAUUGGAGUGGUAGAUCUUGAGAGUUUAACCAUAAAUCCUAAGGAUACUCGUUGGGUUGGCGCCUGGUGGCUUGGAUUGGUGAUAUGUGGAGCAGUCAGUUUUCUGGCUUCAUUGCCUUUCUGGUUCCUUCCUUACUCCUUACCAAAAGAAGGAGAAGAAAGAAAUUUGAAGAAGCUGAGUGAAUCAUCUGUAACUAUUCAAGAAGAUCACUGUAAAAUAGAACCCCCAAGUCAACCGCAGCUAAAAUUCUCAGAAGCAGUAAAAGAUUUCCUACCAACUUUGAAGAAACUUCUUGGGAACCCAGUCUUUCUGGUGUACUUGUUCCUCACUAUUCUGCAGUAUAAUUCUAUGGUUGGGUUGAUAACUUUUGAGACAAAGUUUAUGGAACAGCAAUUUAACGUAUCCGUGUCAAGAGCCAUCUUUCUAAUUGGUGUGAUACUUUUACCCAUUACAAUUCUGGGGAUGUUUCUGGGAGGCUUUAUCAUUAAAAAGUUCAAGUUACACAUAACUGGAAUGGCAAAAUUUGGAUGUGCCACCUUUAUAGCUGCAUACCUGUUAAACCUCUUGUACUUCAUAUGUGAUUGUGAGGUGCUCCAGGUGGCUGGUUUAACAGUCUCCUACCCUGGAGUAAAACAAUCUUCCUUCCCAAAAAACAACUUAAUUGCCAGCUGCAAUUCUGACUGCAGCUGUGUAUUGAAUCAAUGGGAUCCUGUAUGUGGGGACAAUGGAAUCACUUAUAUGACCGCAUGCUUUGCUGGGUGUAAAUCAUCUAUCGGGACUGGAAAGAAUAUGGUGUUUCACAACUGCAGCUGUGUGCAAGUUGAAGGGUUUGAGAGUGGCAAUUUCUCUGCAGUUCUGGGACAGUGCCAAAGAGAAGGCUGUACUAAAACAUUUCCCUAUUUUUUGGCAUUACUGAGCACAUGUGCACUUAUUUUAGCUUUAGGAGGCACUCCUACAUACAUGAUUAUGUUUAGAUCUGUUUCACCAGAUUUGAAAUCAUUUGCUGUUGGCAUUGAUGCUUUGUGUGGAAGAAUACUAGGUGGACUUCCAGCUCCUAUUUAUUUUGGAGCUUUGAUAGAUCAGACCUGCUUGAAAUGGGGAACAAAGAGGUGUGGAGGAUCAGGGUCUUGUAGAGUGUAUGACACGAAAGCAUUCAGAAACGUCUAUCUUGGACUCAUUGCAGGACUGAGGGCAGGAUGUUGUUUCUUAUAUAUAACGCUCUUCAUUUUAAUAAUAAAACGAUUCCGACCAGAAAGCAAUGAGCUGAUAGAUUUGAAAAGUACAGACGUAUCAUCCCGGAAGGGAUCAACUAGUGUCAGUAAAAAUGAAACUUUUCCUUGUGCAAAAGCUUUGGAGGCAAAUGAAGAAACAUGUCUGUGAAAAGAACACAGGCAUUUUCUAACUCUGAAUGCUCAUGUGGAGGUUUUACAAGUACAGCGUAGGGCCAAAUACUGACGUCGACAGCUUUUUGGAAUUGUGAUGAAAAAUUUUCACGUUUUAACCCCUCACCUCCCCCCUAAAAAGCAGGAAAAAUGAUGAUUUUAUUUUUGUGUUUUUUAAACAAUUGUAAGGCUGGUUGAAAUGUUUCCAAUGUCAAAAUUUUAAUUAAAAAACAGGUGGGAAAUUUAAAAUAAAAAAAUGCACAACUCCUCUCCUGUUUUUCAACCCGAUCUAUAGAAGUUCUAGCCCUGGGUCUGAUCCUGAAAUCCUUAUUAAAUCAUAUAAUCCUUAUAUAUUCAGUUGUUCUUCCUGAGUUCAAUAGGCACACUCAUACAAAUGAGGAUUACUAACAUCAGUAAAGGUUAUAGAGGUGGUCCCUCAGUCAUCAUUCAGGCAAAAGCCACCUUGACCUCAAACACUUCAUGACACCUUCAGGAUUUGGCUCAAACAUUAACCCGUCAAAAUAGACUGCAGAAGAAAGACUAUACUGUAUUAGUUUUGAAGUACCUUUCAGUAUUGAAUCAAACCUUUUCUCAUCAUUAGUGUAAUUAUUCUGAUCCUGUGCAAUGAGGUGGCAGAUACUGGAGUUACAUUUCUUUGAUUUUUUUUAAAUUUUUUUUUUUAGAAUUUUAUCAAUGUAAGUUUGUAAUAAUUGAAAGACUGCAGUAUAUAUAUUCGUCAUCCCCCAAUAAAGUGCCAAAAAAGGCCAUUAAAUAAAGUGCUAAAAGCUCUCAAAUAGAACUUCGGUGACAUGCCAGAGAAGAGAGAACCUUAAUAACAAACGCGCCUAUCAUUUAUUACUAAAAUAUCUCUUUAAAAAAAAUCAUCACUACGUGAAGUGUGAUGUCCCCCUGACACAGACUGCUCUGUGACUUUUCAAAGGGAAUGAAUAUCACUAAUAAGAACAAUUGGGGUAAUUUGUCACCGCUGUUGCAGCAUGUUGUGUCAAAUGCUUAGGGGUUGUCUAUACUCCAGAGCCUUUGCUGACAGAGCCCCCUAAUGGAGAUGCAGCAUAGGCUGACAGGAGUUCUUCUACUGGCAUAGUUAUCCCACCUCCCCGAACAACAUUAGCUAAGCCAGAAGCAGCAUUCUUCUGUUGGAGUACUCACGUCUACAGCAGGUGUCUUCUGAGCCACCAUAGCUAUGCUGGCAAAACUUUGUACUGUAGACCAAAUCUUGCUCUAUUUUAGGGUUAAAUCCUACUCUCCCCAGGCUCUAUGCCCAGCUCGAGGAGCCGGGAGAACCAUGCAUGACUGGAUUGGAAUAAACUUCUCCAUACCUUGGGCUAUAGUUUAUAGAAAAUGAAAGGAAGCUCAACACGUCUAAAAAUGAGCUCUUUCUGUUUCCCCUACGUGGGAGAAAUAAUGCGUGGCACCCCAUACUCAAAGAGCCUUUGGUCCUGUGCUUCCACCAAUGCCCCCACCAAUCUGGCUGUAAACAAAAGCACAGCAAGCACCCAUGACAUGGCACACAUGCUGGUCACCUGUGUGAGAUCUCCUCACAUUUUGGUCCUGGGCAGAAGAAUUGCCCCAGUUUUGCUGCUCACAGAAUUAAACCAACAUGUUCAGACUUUGGGAUUCUUUUAUAAAGAGACGUUUGACUUCAGGUUACAAUCAGAUAAAAGAAAACAGGCUGUUUCGUGUGUUGGAAUAUAAACACUACAUUAGCACAAACUAUAUCAGCAUUAGAGAUGGACCUGAAUCAAAAUCCCAGAUUCAAACACCCUUGAACUUUCAGGGAUUCAAAAUCAGUGGGCCUCAUUCUCCUCACGCUUACAUUGGUGCAAUUGCAUUGACUUCUCUCGAGUUACCCCUGAUUUACACUCUGCAAAGGAGAAGCAUCUUAGGCCCUGUUACAUGAACCUGAACAUAGUGGCUUGAACUGAGCUUGGUCUACAUGCAAUUCAUUUUAAUUUUUGGGGUGAUAAAUUAAAAUAUGUUGAUUCCUGGUGAUCAGUGAAUGUAUGCGGCACGAUGUUUUGUUUAUAUAUUAAUAAAGUAUUUUUGACAAAACAAGAA